Biomphalaria glabrata is the source of this 3021-nucleotide messenger RNA. RefSeq names its product ranBP2-like and GRIP domain-containing protein 4. Lineage: Eukaryota; Metazoa; Mollusca; Gastropoda; Planorbidae. The record is from RefSeq and is a predicted model, not a curated record. Gene Ontology annotation, molecular function: protein binding. The transcript has 23 exons. The coding region runs from base 162 to 2759 and encodes 865 amino acids.
UAGUUCGAAAGUCAUAGCGCUUCCGGGACAUCAACGUGAACUUAAUGAAUGUAUGCCGCUAAAAUUUUUAAUACAUCAAGAAGAAAAUUAGAUCUAGACUUUAGAGCUUUCAUACUAGACCUAGACCUAUUAUAGAUCUAGAUCUAGACUCUUGUCUAUAAAUGUUCAAACGAAAAGUUGAUGUUGAUAAACAUGUCGCGUCUGUACUUUCACGAAAAAGAAGCGACAAGGAUGUAAGUAGAAAUACUUUGGGACUUCAGAUUGCUAGACUCUAUACAGACAUACAUGAAUAUUCUACAGCCAAAAUGUAUUUAUCUGGCUACUUGAAUGUCCAGGAAACUGUAGCACCAGCUCACCAGCUGAUGGGUGAAAUUAAUGAAGCUCUGGGGUUCAAGGAAGCUGCUGUUAAUUCAUUUAGAAGGGCUUUGGAGAUUGAAUGCGCUGAAAAGUCACAAGAAUAUUUGUUGAAAAAAAUUUGUGAUUUAUACAGCGAAUUGGGUAUGGAUGAAGACAAAUUAAAGUAUUGCAUUGAAAAGUGUGAAGUUUUGAUGCCAAAAAGUGACAUUGUUAACAGAUUUGAGAAAAAGAUUUCAGCAGUAAAUGUGCCAGUUCAGAACAGCAACGUGGAAACUGUUAACAGUAACAAGAUUUUAAAGACUGACUGCCCACAGGAUGCUUAUAGGAGAACUGUCAAGUGUAACUUGAAUUUAGAGCAUUCUAGUUGUCUUGAUUGGUUAGAAUCUUCAUUAAAAAUUUUUGAGAUUUAUCGUACUUCAUAUCCUGACUGUAUGACAGACUUCAUGUAUAAUCAACAAUUGUUGCAUAUACUCAGAAAUCUGACUUACUACAGCAUUGGAUGUAGAGACAUUUCAUCCAUAUCUCACUUUCUCACCAGAUUUGAUCUGCAUAUUAAACACUGUGACUCAUUAAUGAUCAAGAAAGAAUCUUGGAAUGCAAUGUUAAAUGAGAUGAAAGGACAGCUGUUGUAUAAUGCUGGACUAUUGUUAUUAAAGAAAGCUAUUUUGGGUUUAUUGCCUUGGGAAGAGGCAAUCCAUAAUGUUGGAGUGUGUUUUGUGGUUUGCCAGCAUAUUGGUCCACUAGAUGAUCAAACUUGCAACUCUCUGUUGGAUUUGAAUAGAUGUAUCAAGUUCUACAAAUGGUGGCACCUUCAAAGUUAUGACAGGUUGUCUCAAGUAGGACAUGUAUUAAUGCAACUUUCACAUUCUGAAUUGUUCUUUGAGAAUCCAACCAUAAGACCCUACGUGUGUAACAUCAUGGUAAUAUGUCAGGAAGUUUUUAUGAACUUAGAUAUUGAAGAACUUAAGAACAGUUUUCUUUUAAGUCACUUGAAUGCCAUGGAUGAGAUCUCAGAUAUGUCAAAGAGGCUUUCUUGGAAAGAAUUAACAGAUAUUGAUACAGUGGCUGUUGAACUACACGUGAAGAGUUUACCAAAUUUGGUUUGGUUGUGUCUGCAGCAUUAUACAGUGGACAUGGAUGCCCAACCUACUUAUGAUUUCAUUCCCAUUGAAACAUUUAUGUUUAAAGCCAGAUACUUACCUCUAGCUUCUGAUGAAACAGUUAGUCACCUGGAUAUGUUUGUUUUCCUGCUAGCAGCUGUUCGAUGUGCAGCCAAUUUGCAGUGGUGUACACAGAAUCACCUUUCUAGGAGAGGAGAGAGUUGUCCCAUCCUGUUACCUCUGUGUCUUAUUUCCCCUGUAUGUUCUGAACAAUUAGAAAACUUCUGGUCAGCUGCUUAUGAAUGCUGUACACAUAAUCUCUUUAAUAAAACUUCCCAGUCAUGGCGUGAGGUGCAGCUAGGUGUUGAUACAGUCAGGCUAAUUGGCUUUCAUGGGAUGUCAGUAAUGAUGUGCGCACACAUUGCUCGAUCUCUUGAUGCCAAGGUGAGAAAUGUGAUUGAAAUAGGAUUACACAAUAAAUACUCUGCUUCUGACUUGGUGACUUUAGAAAAUCUAGCUGCUUUUUAUUGGAGCCGAACAGAAGAAUCAUUAAACAAUAUAAGCAGCUUUCCUAUCAGCCACUGUACAAGACUAUUUUCUGAAGCAGGUGACCAGAGUGUUCCUGUCUUUAUACUUGCCAAAAUUACAGAGGAAGUUCAGUUUGCCUUGGCUAGGCAAGCCAUGAACAGUAACCAGCUAGGUGUAGCACUUCAGGCCUUUUCCUCUGCAAGAACAUUGUGGGCUAAAUACUACAUGGCUCUGAUGUACAAACUAUUAGGACAGACUAAUGCUGAAGAAAGUAAAGGCAAUGCUACAAAACAAACGCUGCUUCUUAAAGCUAGACAUUGUCUAAGUGACAUACAAGACAAGCUUCAUAAGGAAAACUCUCUGGAUAAAUUAUAUGUUUUGUCUUGCGAUGAAUACAAGGAGCUGGACAGAGAAAUCACUUGCAUGAAUAAUGGAUGUAACCACAGCAGCUCUUCCCCAGUACAUAAACUAAAUCAAACUAAAGAUUGUGUUUAUCAGAAGACAUUGACCUCAGGUUCAUCAUUUCCUCACAAUGCCACUCCUACAAGAACUGUGUCACAAGAUGACAAUGUACCAUGGAAAAAAGAUUCUACUAUUGAAAGUCUGAUGGUGAAAAUGCUACUGGAAAGGAACUGUAAACUGAUUCUACAGAAUCAAAAGUUGGUUGUUGAAAUAUAUCAAAGUAAGCAGGAGUUGAGAGAAAAAGAUUUUUCUAUUCAAAAGUUGAAGACUGAUGUGAUGAGUCACAAUCUGCUGCACAGCUGCCAACUGUGACCUGUUGAAAUAACACUGGCGGUCAAGUUAAUACAGAUGCAUAUCUAAAAUAUUUUAUGAUUAUAAUAGAAAAAGUCUUUUUUUAUUUUCUUUAGUAAAAAGCUUUUUUUGAUACAUUAUUUAUGUAAGGGUCUUCCUGUAUUAAUUAUAUAGUAGUCCUACUAUUAAAGGUAUCUCAUUUAAUGAACAGUACGACAUUUUGUGCAUUUUUUGUGUGUUAAAUCUCAUUUCAGUUAACUGAGCAUAACUUAUAUUGUUGUUA